CUCAAAAGUCUGGGUCUCUGUCUAGCUGGAGGCAAGAAGUCUUUAAAGAGCUGCUGAAAGGCCUCGGGGCUUCUUCAGUUAUCCCUUAAAGGGGAAGGAAAGAUGCCUUCGGAUUUCCUAAGUCCUUUUGUGGAGUUGGAUGAUGCUCUUUGCAAGAAUUUCCUGAGCCUGAAUGUGGACGGAGAUGUCCGAGCCCAAACCCUGGCCUCUCCGGUUUUCCAUCGCGCCCUUUCGGCUUGCCCCGUGGCCCUCUUGUCUUCUGACAACGAUGCCAUCGCGUUGUGCUCCACCUCCGACCAGAGCGACCUUCCGUGGCCCCGUCGGGGUCCUUGGGGCCGAGACCACGAGCUUCCCCGCACCGUCUUGCAAGACCUCCCAUUCCGAGCGGACCGUUCGGUGAGCCUGAUUGAGGGCAAAGGGGCCUUAUCAUCGUCAUCAUCGUCCCGCUACAAGACGGAGUUGUGCCGCACCUUCGAGGAGAGUGGCUCCUGCAAGUACGGUGCCAAAUGCCAGUUUGCCCACGGAGCUGUUGAGCUGCGGGGCCUUAGCCGCCACCCCAAGUACAAAACAGAGCCGUGCCGUACCUUCCACACGUCCGGCAUCUGUCCGUACGGGGCCCGGUGCCACUUCAUCCACAAUGCAGAGGAGCGCAGAACCCCUUCACGGAUGCCGUGCCACUUUUCUUCAACUCGACUCCUGUGCCGUGCCGAUAUGGAGACUCUUCCUUCUCCCCAAAGCCUCGACCUCCCCAAAACCUUCCUCCCUUGCAGCCAACCUUCCCUCGCUUGCAACAUAGUGACCUCCAACCCAUUCGCCUUCCCGAACUUCUUGGCGCUCCAGAAGAGCCUUUCUGCGGAUUCGCUUUCGGACGCCGAAGAUUCAGGAAGUUCCGGAGGAAGCAGUGGCUCCGAGUCACCGGGAUUGGGGAUUUUGGGGCGCCGGCUCCCCAUCUUUAGCCAGCUCUCUGUUUCGGAUGACUGAAAGACUAGGAUUCGUAAGAAGCCGUAGUUCUUCCUUGGCAAAUUAAAGAGACAAGUUUGGAGUCGGAAAUUGGUACUCCUUGGUUCGAACGCUCACCCUCCACAAAUGUUUGGCUAAGUUGUUUGUUCUUUUCAGGGAAGUUUUAUUCAAGAGAUCAGCGGUCAAGUUUUCCGCCAUCCGAAGAAGUAAACAUUCUUCAAUGUUUGGACCUUUUUCAAGCAAUUUAAUGAGAAAAACGGACUUUGAGCCCAUUUUUGGCCAUGAAGCAAGAAUAUAGACAAACUGAGGGAGAAAUAGGAUUUGUAGUUCUGGAAAUAAGAUAGAUGUUGGCAGACAGAUAGCAAGUUUCUUACAGUGUUUCUGUCCAGGUUGUGGAUGCUGGGUGGGGUGGUUAUGGAUACAUAUGGAUGAGUCUCCUUUAGGAGAGAUAAAACAGGGUAUUACUAUUAUUAUUUUAUUAUGACACAGCAAACAAGAUAGAUAUGCUGGAUUUCGUAUCACAAAAUCACAAGUCGAACACUUCCCAAGUGUCUAGGACUGUGUGAUGGAUUUUUGGAUGAUGUGUGCAGAUCCCAGUAGGGUGGCCUUUUGCAGUUGGCAGAUCGUGAUUUUGUCAAUGUCUAUUGUUUCUAAAUGCCGGCUGAGAUCUUUUGGCACGGCACCCUAUUAUUAUUAUUAUUAUUAUUAUUAUUAUUAUUAUUAUUAUUAUUAUUAAGGUCAUCCAUUAUUAUUAUUUUAUUGUAUGACACAGUAAAACAAGAUAGACAUGCUGGAUUUCAUUUCACAAAAUCAAAGGUCGAACACUUCCCAAGUGUCUAGGACUGUGUGAUGUAUUUUCGGAUGAUGCGUGCAGAUCCCAGUAGGGUGGCCUUUUGCAGUUGGUAGAUUGUAAUUUUGUCAAUGUCUAUUGUUUCCAAAUGCCGGCUGAGAUCUUUUGGCGCGGCACCCAAUGUGCCGAUCACCACCGGGACCACCUGCACUGGUUUCUGCCAGAGUCUUUGAAGUUCAAUCUUGAGGUCCUGAUAGCAACUGAGUUUUUCCUGUUGUUUUUCGUCAAUGUGACUGUCACCUGGGAUGGCAACAUAAUAAUAAUAAUAAUAAUAAUAAUAAUAAUAAUAAUAAUAAUAAUAAUAAUAAUGUUCGACUUGUGAUUUUGUGAUAUGAAAUCCAGCAUAUCUAUCUUGUUUGCUGUGUCAUACAACAUUGUUGUGUCAAUAAUAAUAAUAAUAAUAAUAUCUCCCUCAAAACCUUUUCUCAGACCAAAUAUUUAAAUUUCCUGCUACGAAAUGUCACGGUGCCCCUAUGUAGCAACUGGUAGAAACUUCUAGAAGCGCAAGGUGGGAUCAAACUACACCAACUAGUCGGGAAGGCUAAAGCAUUCUUUCUUAACCAGCCUUCUCGAUGUGUUGGACUACCACUCCCAUCAUCCGCAGCCUAUCUAUAUAGCGACCAGCCGGUUUUGCAAAGGAGCCUCCGGUGGCGUAGUGGGUUAAAGCCUCGUGACUUGAAGGUUGGGUUGCUGACCUGAAGGCUGCCAGGUUCGAAUCCCACCCGGGGAGAGCGCGGAUGAGCUCCCUCUCUCAGCUCCAGCUCCAUGCGGGGACAUGCGAGAAACCUUCCACAAGGAUGGUAAAAACAUCAAGACAUCCUGGCAUCCCCUGGGCAACGUCCUUGGAGACGGCCAAUUCUCUCACACCAGAAGCGACUUGCAAUUUCUUGAGAAAAAAAAAAGUUGUGCAAAGCUCAAAGAGAGGAGGGAGAUUUCCCCUUUCUUUCUUUUUUUGGACUAUUGUGCCCAGAAUCCUCUAUACAACAUGCAUUAUAGUCCAAAACUAGGGACUUCAGCUUGCGGAGAGACUUGCCUAUUGCAAUACUGGCAUUCAGCAUGCAUGGAUUAAUAAACCGAAGAAAUGGAUUGGCGAGAGUCAAGAUAGUCACUAAAGGACUUUGAAAGAGAAGAAAAUACCCGUCUGGGUAUGUUGACAUCCUUGUUGUGCAUCUCGAAUGAGAAAAACUUGAUUUAAUUUUUUUGCACGAUGGGACUAUCUAGAAAAAGGAGCACAUCCAUCCCAGCCGUCUUCAGCUAAUGUUUUUUUUUAACUUGUCUGCCUCCAGCAUUAGUCCGUCUCAUCCCUUUAUUUCCCAGGCUUAUUUCCCAAGCCAGACCACCUGUGCCCCCAAAGCACCCCUUCGAAGCGGCAACGAUGACCUUUGCCUUUUUCGGGUUGGGACUAAGCCAUUCGCCUAAACCUUCGAGGAUGUGGAUAUAGUCUUCUUGCCCUAUUUGGCCUGUUUUAGGAUCCGGAGAGGCCUUUUUUCUAAGGAGGAAAUACACCAUACCCUAUACAGGACAUCUGGGGAUGAAACGUCAAUAUUGACGUUUAUAUAUACAAAUACAUACACUAAUAUACAGUAGAGUCUUGCUUAUCCAACCUUCAACUUAUCCAACAUUCUGUAUUAUCCAACACAAUUUGCCUUUUAGUAGCCAAUGUUUUUGUAGCCAAAUUUUCAAUACAUUGCGAAGUUUUGGUGCUAAGUUCGUAAAUACAGUAAUUACUGUAUAUACUCGUAUACACACAUACACACACUAUAAUUAUUAUAUAUUAUACUAGCUGUGCCCGGCCACGCGUUGCUGUGGCGAAGUAUGGUGGUAUGAGAAAUAAAGUAUUGAGGAAUUGGUGGUAGUUAAGGUAAAGGGUCCCCUGGGCUGAGUGGGUUGCUAGGAGACCAAGUGAGCGGAGCUUAGCCUUCUAACUAGCUGCAAUUGGAUUAAAACAAUUAUUCCUCUCCCUCUAAUUAGGACUUUUUCUUUUCUUUUUGUUGUAUCAACCUAGAGGCAUGGAUGAGGGGUUGUGCUGUCAAUUUUCGAGGUUGUGGGGUGUUUACUUUUGUUGUUUUGUCCGCUGCCGUGAUGCCAUCACUCUUUUAUAUAUAUAGAUUUAUAUUAUAUUCGUGUAUGUGAAUAUAUCAACGUCAAUAAUAUAAUAUAUUAUAUUAAUGUAUGGAUAUGUGUAUGUGUGUAUAUAAGUGCAUGUACAGUAGAGUCUCACUUAUCCAACACUCGCUUAUCCAACAUUCUGGAUUAUCCAACACAUUUUUGUAGUCAAUGUUUUCAAUACAUCGUGAUAUUUUGGUGCUAAAUUCGUAAAUACAGUAAUUACUACGUAGCAUUACUGCGUAUUGAACUACUUUUUCUGUCAAAUUUGUUGUAUAACGUGAUGUUUUUAUGCUUAAUUUGUAAAAUCAUAACCUAAUUUGGUGUUUAAAAGGCUUCUCCUUAAUCUCUCCUUAUUAUCCAACAUAUUCACUUAUCCAACGUUCUGCUGGCCCGUUUAUGUUGGAUAAGUGAGACUCUACUGUAUUUAUUACAUAACAUCAUCAUGUAUUGAACUGCUUUUUCUGUUGUAAAACAUGAUAUUUUUGUGCUUAAUUUGUAAAAUCAUCACGUAAUUUGACGUUUAAUAGACUUUUCCUUAAUCCCUCCUUAUUAUCCAACAUUUUUGCUUAUCCAAUGUUCUGCCGGCCCGUUUAUCUUAGAUAAGUGAGACUCUACUGUAUAUUAUAAUUGUGUAUAUGUAUCUAUAAACGUCAAUAAGGUAUAUAAUAUAUAUUAGUGUAUGUGUAUGUUUUGGUGCUUAAUUUGUAAAAUCAUAACCUAUUUUGAUGUUUAAUAGGAAUUUACUUAAUCCCUCCUUAUUAUCCAACAUUUUCGCUUAUCCAACGUUCUGCCGGCCCGUUUAUGUUCGAUAAGUGAGACUCUACUGUAUAUUAUAUUAGCCUAUGUAUGUGUGUAUGCAUAUAUGUUUGUGUGUGUAUAUAUACACACAAAUAUAUAUAUACACAUAUACACACUAUAAUAUUUAUUAUAUAUUAUAUACAGUAGAUUCUCACUUAUCCAAGCUAAACAGGCCGGCAGAACCUUGGAUAAGUGAAUAUGUUGGAUAAUAAGGAGAGAUUAAGGAGAAGCCUAUUAAACAUCAAAUUAGGUUAUGAUUUUACAAAUUAAGCACCAAAACAUCAUGUUAUACAACAAAUUUGACAGAAAACGUAGUUCAAUACGCAGUAAUGCUACAUAGUAAUUACUGUAUUUACGAAUUUAGCAUCAAAAAAUCAUGAUAUAUUGAAAACAUUGACUACAAAAAUGCAUUGGAUAAUCCAAAACCUUGGAUAAGCGAGUCUUGGAUAAGUGAGACUCUACUGUAUAUAUGUGUAUGUAUAUGUGUGUGUGUAUACACACACAUACAUACAUAUAUAUAAUGUGUAUGUAUGUGUGUAUAUAUGUCAAUAAUAUAAAUUGAGGUUUCAUCCCCAGAUGUGCUCUAUAUCAUAUGGUGGGUGCAUGUGUAUGUGUGUGUGUGUGUAUACAAAUACACAUACACAUGGUCUAUUUCACUUGUAUCUGACCAUCAAUCUGGAUCCCUGAGUGCUGAUUUCAAUGAAUGUUCUCAAUAGUUUUUGACUACAACUCCCAUCAGCCUUAGCCAAUGCUGAGAGAUGCUGGGAUAUGUAGUCAAAAAACAUCCAGAGGUUUAAAUAAUGCUUAGAUUGGAUUCCUUUUGGAGAGCAUACCAGUCUAACUAUGCCAAUGAUUGUAUUUUCUUCCAUAAGAAAUUCCCCGUAUUUGGAAUAUUAGAGCCCCAGAUGGCGCAGCAGGUUAAACCACUGAGCUGUUGAUCUUGCUGACCGAAAGGCUGGUGGUUCGAAUCCGGAGAGCGGGGUGAGCUCCCGCUGUUAGCUCCAGCUUCUGCCAACCUAGCACUUCAAAAACAUGCAAAUGUGAGUAGAUCAUUAGGUACAUCAGGGGAAAACCUUUACCUUUACCUUGGAAUAUUCAAUGCAGGAAUGUCGCCUUGGAUAUAUCCAAGAUUGUUAUUAUUUUCUUAUCCUCAAAACAGUGAAAAAUUCCAGGAAAUGGAAUCUGAGGAACAAUAACUUCAGAACUGACUCAUGUGGUAUGAUACAUUUUAAAAAGCUAGUACAUUUGGGUAUGAAAUGAUGCGUGGCAUUGUUUUUCCACGCAAGUGCUGCAAAAUUUCAACCCGAAUCCUUAAUAUAUUGUAAGCUAUUUAUUGCGAUUUUUAAAUAAUAAUAAUAAUAAUAAUAACAAAUCAAACUUUAUGUCUGAUAUUUGGAACCAAAUAUGUUGUGUUUUCAUUUGAUAGAAGAAUAAACGUCAUUCUUCAUUUAAUCAUCUACAAAUUGUUCUUAGAAAAAGUUUAUUAGCUUAUUCUAAAGUUAUACCAGCGCCUGCCUUAUUGUGCUUCGGAAAGAGUGAUAUAUAUAUAUAUAUAGAUUUAUACAUAUAAUUAUAUAGUAUUAACUAAUACUAUCUGUAGUAUUAACUUAUUUAGAGAGAGAUGUUUCUUUGGUUCGUCGAUCUCGCGGCUAAUGAAUACAACUUCAAAUGUCUGUAUUACUAUUUCGGUCUGUAAUAAAAUACGGAUAAAUCGGA
Messenger RNA from Anolis carolinensis (green anole), 6433 nucleotides. Its product is annotated as mRNA decay activator protein ZFP36L1. The coding region runs from base 103 to 981 and encodes 292 amino acids. The record is from RefSeq and is a predicted model, not a curated record. Gene Ontology annotation, molecular function: mRNA binding; metal ion binding. Lineage: Eukaryota; Metazoa; Chordata; Lepidosauria; Squamata; Anolidae. The transcript has 2 exons.